Molecule: messenger RNA, 5091 nt
Organism: Belonocnema kinseyi
Lineage: Eukaryota; Metazoa; Arthropoda; Insecta; Hymenoptera; Cynipidae
Gene: Sec24AB
Product: protein transport protein Sec24A
Exons: 16
Coding region: 164-3922 (1252 amino acids)
Biological process (GO): endoplasmic reticulum to Golgi vesicle-mediated transport; intracellular protein transport; COPII-coated vesicle cargo loading
Cellular component (GO): endoplasmic reticulum exit site; COPII vesicle coat
Molecular function (GO): zinc ion binding; SNARE binding
Source: RefSeq, a predicted model, not a curated record
GUAAUGUUGUGUGUCGUUUGGAGUUUCCUUUGCCCGAUAAUUUGACGAUUUUUCACCCUUUUCGAGUGCAAUGAGUGAAUUUGUCAGACCCGAAAUAUAACACUGGAUAAUUCCUUGACUCGAGACAAAAAGAAAAAGUUUCAGAGAUUUUAUACCGAGCAUAAUGUCUCAACUAGGCAACUAUUAUCAAACAAACCCGGAUGCGGAUUCUACACUAAAAAGUGGACCACCACCUGUCCUAAAUGGUCAGCCCAGUGCCAUUCAGCCUCCACAAAACGGCGGUCAAUUUUAUUCUGGUACUACUCCCUCUUCACAAUCAUCACGAGACCCUUCGAGAGAUGCAUCUCGGGAUGGAUCUCCAACCCAAUAUCUGCGAAAUCCAGGUCUACAAUCUCAAUGGAGACCCCAAAUGCCGCCAAUCAAUGGGAAACAGCCCUCCCCGCAAAAUCCAAGUCCAAUUUCACAUUCUCGAGUUCCUCAAAACCAACCAAGUCCAGUUCCUCCUCUUCAGUUCCAAAAUCCUUCCUCACUUCCCGGCGGCAUUCCAGCCGCGACUGGAGGAAUGACAAUUGCAGGAGCUCAAGUUCCGAUUAAUUCACAAUCGGCAUUCCAAAAAGGCGCGAUGUCAGUUUCAAAUCCGGUAACUUUGGAAAGCAAACCGAAAACGGAACCCUUCUUUUCCUCAAGAUUCCCUGAUAGCGAUAGUUCCAGUCAAAAGAUUCAAGGUCAAACUAAUCAUCUGCCGACUCUGAGUCCUUCGAAUCAGAGCCAACCAAAUAUUCCGACUCCAUCAGAUCCGAAACCAAUUUCCAAUCCUGUUGCUCUCCAAAGUCAGAAUUUCCAAAAUCAGAAUUACCAGCAGUCGAAUCCGAAUUAUCAGCCGAACCAAAGUAGCAAUCAGAAUUUCCAAAAUCCGCAAUCGAUUCCGCGACCUCCAGCGGAUUUCGGAACGAAUCCACCAAAUCCGGGCGGUCAAUCCUUUCACAAUAAAAUGGGAUCGCAGAAUUUCUUCAGUAAUCAGAAUCCACCUCCGAUGCAGAAUUUGAGUUCUGCGCAAAUGUUUGCGAAUGCUCAGCCAAUACAGAAAAUGGGUCCGGGUUCUAGUCCGAGGUUUGCUCCUCCAAUCGGAAAUCAGUAUGGAAUUCCACCUCCAAUUCAGAAUAUUCCAAAUAUUCCAAAUGUUCCGAAUAUUCCAAAGGUGCAAAAUCUGCCAGCAGGCGGACAGAAUGUUCCGAAUCUGCAGAAUGUAAACAAUCCUCGGCCGAGUGUUUUGGGUGGAGAGAGUACUAAUUUUUUGGCUGGAUCGGCGCCACCACAGGGACAAAAUUUGUACAGUGCACAACAAAAUUUAGCUAGUCAGGCGAACAAGUAUCCACCGAAUCCUCACGGAGCUGCUCAAUUAACGUAUACUAAUCUCGCGGGACCGCCUUUGACGAAUCAGCAGAAGCCGCCGAUGACCAAUUUUCAAGCGGGGGCGCACCAGAAACCUUUGAGUGGAAUGCAGCCACCUGUGCAACAACAAAAUCCAUAUGAUACGAGACCGCCAUAUCCUGGACAAAUGUCCAACGUUCCCCUGGAUAACAUGAAUAAAAGAUAUCCAACAGCUUAUCCAGAUCAAAUGAAUCAAGUCAAUAAUCAAAUGAGCGGCUUGAACGUCACGCAAGCUGGUUUUAACAAAUUAUGGGGGAUGGAAUCGGUGGAUCUUCUGCAAUGCAGAAAUAUUUUACCUCCAGAGAAAAUUGAGCCGCCGAGAAUAAAAUUACAGCAGGAAUUUCUGGAUCAAGUCAACUGUAGUCCCGAUAUUUUUCGGUGUACAUUAACAAAAAUACCAGAAUCGAAUUCCCUACUGCAAAAGUCAAGACUGCCACUGGGUGUUUUGAUUCAUCCAUUCAAAGAUUUAUACCAUUUAGCAGUAAUUCAAUGCAGCACUAUUGUUCGCUGUCGAUCUUGUAGAACCUACAUCAACCCUUUUGUCUACUUUGUGGACUCGAAAAGAUGGAAAUGCAAUUUAUGCUACAGGGUAAACGAACUUCCGGAUGAAUUCCAAUUUGAUCCAGCCACCAAAUCGUACGGCGAUCCUUCUCGUAGACCGGAAGUUAAAACCAGCACGAUCGAAUUUAUCGCUCCCAGCGAAUAUAUGCUCCGUCCGCCGCAGCCUGCUGUUUACCUUUUCGUUUUUGACGUCUCGAGACUCGCCGUCGAAAGUGGAUAUUUGUCGAUUGUUUGCAAAACAAUUGGGGAAGAACUUUCGAAAAUGCCGGGCGAUGGGAGAAUGCAAGUUGGUUUUAUCGCUGUUGACUCUGGGAUACAUUUUUUCAGUAUGCCGGAUGGUGUCUCACAGCCCCAUGAAAUGAUCAUGCUCGAUGUUGAAGACGUUUUUCUACCCUGUCCUGAGAAUCUGAUAGUGAAUUUGAAAGAAAGAGAAGUCCUCGUUCGAGAUUUACUCGAGCAAUUGCCCACGAAAUUUGAAGGAACGCACGACAUCCAGAGUGCGUUAGGAGCCGGAUUGCAGGCAGCUUAUAAACUUAUGGCCCCAACCGGAGGUCGCAUAGCCGUUUUCCAAACUUGCCUUCCCAAUCUGGGACCAGGUGCUUUACAGUCGAGGGAAGACCCGAACACGCGAACGAGCAAAGACGUUCCUCACCUAAAUCCCGUCACAGACUUUUACAAACGGAUCGCCCUCGAUUGCAGCAGUCAGCAAAUAGCCGUUGAUUUGUUCCUCCUAAAUUGCCAGUAUAGCGAUUUAGCCACUCUCUCCGGCAUGUGUAAAUUUUCCGGAGGUUGUAUAUACCAUCUUCCGCUUUUCCGAAGUUCAAAGCCGCAAUUUGGCGAAACGCUCGACCGAAUGUUGCGACGCUAUUUAACGAGGAAAAUAGGAUUCGAGGCUGUGAUGAGAAUUCGUUGCACCCGAGGAUUAGGCAUUCACACGUUCCAUGGGAAUUUCUUCGUGAGGUCGACUGAUUUACUCACUCUGCCGAAUGUCAAUCCAGAUGCGGGAUUCGGAAUGCAAGUUUCGAUCGAUGAAAAUCUGUCGGACGUUCAGAACAUCUGUUUCCAAGCUGCCUUGCUCUACACUUCUAGCAAAGGAGAGAGAAGAAUACGAGUUCACACGCUUUGUCUGCCAGUGACGAAUAGUCUGACGGAUAUUUUAUACUCGGCAGAUUCACAAUGUAUUAUAGGACUUCUUUCGAAAAUGGCGGUAGACAGAUCGUUGCAGUCUUCUUUGUCGGAUGCGAGAGACGCUCUUAUAAAUGCUGCGAUCGAUAUGCUGUCGGCAUAUAAAUUGGCGCAGUCGUCAUCGGUUACAGGUCUUAUCGCUCCUGACAAUCUCAAACUGUUACCUCUUUAUAUUAUUGCCUUACUGAAAUGCGUGGCGUUCCGAUCAGGAAUGAACACGCGACUCGACGAUCGAGUUUAUGCAAUGUGCCAAUUAAAAACGCUCCCACUGUCACAUUUAAUCCAGACAAUAUAUCCGGAUUUGUAUCCGGUCCACGCACUCGACGACAAACACGCCAAAGACGUUGAGGGCAGAGUCUGUCCUCAGCCUCCCAGGCUGCACCUUUCCGCCGAGAAACUUGACUCGAGAGGAGUUUUCUUGCUCGAUACUGGAGACAAGAUUCUCAUUUACGUGGGAAAAAAUGUCAGUCCGACUUUCUGCUCCAAUGUAUUCGGUUUUCCAGCUUUUGCAUCGAUACCUGAAGAAAUGUAUGAGUUGCCAGAAUUAGCGACUCCGGAGUCUGAAAGACUUCACAAUUUUAUAUGGAGCCUCCAGGAAGAGAAGCCUUUUUACGCCACUCUUCAAAUUAUUAGGGACGACAGUCAUUUUAGAACUCAAUUCACCGAAAGACUGAUCGAGGAUCGUUUCGAAUCAGCUUUGAGUUACUACGAAUUCCUGCAGCACCUUAAGCCGCAAAUAAAAUAGUGACUCAUAACUCUUCUAAAUCGAAAAUUCAAAUCGUGACAAAAUCGUCGAAAGACAACAAUUAUUACCUCGUGACCCGAGUUUCAAACUGAACUAUAAAAUUAAAAUAAAAAGCCAGUGAGGAAAGAAAGAAAGAAAGUAAGAACUUUGCCAUAAAGCAUAAUAAAAAGCUGGACGUUAAACUUUAAAGCAUUUAAAGUAAUAUAAUGUAAUUAUUAUUGUUACUCUCGAGUGCGACAGCACUAAUAAUCUAUUCUCUGCGAUCGUUAUUUCUCUUGUUUUGUAUGUAGAAUAAACUAAAACUUGCGAGUCUGCACGAUUUGAAAAUUAUUCACUCUUUUCGUAUUAUUUCCAAAAAAUAUCGAUCUUGUGGCAAAUUAAAAAAAUAACCUAGUUCAACAUAACCUCAAACUUAAUGAGCAAUUCUAGAAAAAAAAUGACUGCUAUCAAUUUUUCCUGAAUUGCUGAAGAGAAAUCUGAUAGUUGUGUAUUAAAAAUUAGUUUUCGCGCAUUUUUUUAUAGCAGUUCUCAUUUUUUUUUAUUUAGCAUCAAGUUUGAGGUUAGGUUGGACCAGAAAAAAUCCUCAAGAAAUAUUCUUAAAGAUGAAGAAAAAAAAAUAUAUGGUGAAAAGUAUUAGAGUGAAUUAAAAGUGGAUUCGUUUUUUAUUUUGCCACAAAAGAGGAAUUUAUUUUGUAAAUUUAGCGUGCCGAGUUUGCAAGUGUUUGUUGAAGUAUGAUAUUAUUUCGUGCGCAAUUGUAAUAUAUUAAUCGAAGUAGUGAGUAAAAAUAAAUGAAUGAAACGAUCAAUAAAAGUGUCUUGCAUACAGAAAAUUGUAAUGCAAAUAAAAACUAUGUAUGUAUAUCGUAGAAAAGCGGAUGUUUAUAAUUAUAAAUAAACGAGACAUAACGUAAGUAGUGUAAUUAAUUAAUGAAAGUUAUAAAUUAAUUUGACGGCCGUGCAAGAAAAUGUUUCAUCGAGGAGAUUUCAUGAAUUUCUUGAGGUUGGGAUGGAGUGAGGAGUGAGUGUUUUGGAAUUUGUUGCAUCGGUCAGUCUCAUUUUCUUUGUUAUUUAAUUAUUUAUCGAGUUUUCUUGAGUUUGUAAGACUCAAUCGGGUAAUCAUGUACAUUAUAAUGCGCAAUAUACAAUAUGGGAUGAAUGAAUAUAUUAAA